Gymnodraco acuticeps is the source of this 2520-nucleotide messenger RNA. RefSeq names its product gap junction alpha-3 protein-like. NCBI's taxonomy places the organism in Eukaryota, Metazoa, Chordata, Actinopteri, Perciformes, Bathydraconidae. Gene Ontology annotation, cellular component: connexin complex. The record is from RefSeq and is a predicted model, not a curated record. Gene Ontology annotation, biological process: cell communication.
GUCCAGCAGGUUACGUGUGUGUUGUGGUCAGUGGAAGACCCCAAGGCCUGGGUCCUGAUUCUUGCCUUAGUUGUAUUUGAGGCGAGAAGACUGAGUCGGUGGGUCUGUCGGCGUGGAACGGAGGUUGUGUCCAGCAGAAGUCCACUUUUCCGGUCCAUUCAAGGGCAUUGCUGGGGGCCCGAAGAUCAGCUCUGCACUGAGGCCUGUCAGCGAAGCAGGCGGCCUCAUGGACCCUCGAAGACGUGUAGGGCUUCACCGCAGGGGAUGCAUAAGCUGACAAGUCCCAGAUCUGAGAUCACACAGCCAUGGGGGACUGGAACCUGCUGGGAAAGCUUCUCGAAAAAGCCCAGGAGCAUUCCACUGUGGUGGGGAAGGUGUGGCUCACCGUCCUGUUCAUCUUCCGCAUCCUGAUCCUGAGCGCGGCCACAGAGAAGGUGUGGGGCGACGAGCAGUCGGGCUUCAUCUGCGACACCAAGCAGCCUGGUUGCGAGAACGUGUGCUAUGACAUCACUUUCCCAAUCUCACACGUCCGCUUUUGGGUGCUGCAGAUCAUCUUUGUGUCCACGCCUACGUUGAUCUACCUGGGGCACAUCCUCCACCUGGUGCGGAUGGAGGAAAAGCAGACAGAGAAGGACAGGCAACAUGCCUUACAUUCAGACAAGCAGGCCUUCAUAGUGGAGGGUAAGCCCAAGAAGCCCCUGGUGAGGGACGAGAGGGGCCACGUGCGCCUGCAGGGAGAGCUCCUGAGGACAUAUGUCUUUAAUGUGAUCUUUAAAACCCUGUUUGAGGUGGGCUUCAUUGUGGCUCAAUACCUCUUGUACGGCUUUAAGCUGAAGCCCAUGUACAAAUGUGACAGAUCGCCCUGCCCCAAUGUGGUAAACUGCUACAUAUCCCGGCCUACAGAGAAAACCAUCUUCAUCAUCUUCAUGCUGGGAGUGGCCAGCGUGUCUCUGCUGCUCAACCUCAUAGAGAUCUACCACCUGGGCUUCACCAAGUGUCGCCAGGGCGUCGCCUUCAGGAGGCGCUAUCAAUCGUUUAAGGGUGUCCACAAGGAACCCAGCGAGGCGGCGGUGGCGUACGCGCCGAGUUACGACGACUACUUUCACCAAGUGCAGCCGCCCUACCCCCCCGUUCCCAGCUACAACCUCUCCCCUCUGUCCGAGGGCACAGACUCGUCCUUACACCCCUACCACAGCAAGGCGGCAUACAAACAGAAUAAGGACAACUUAGCGGUGGAAAGGAGCAGCAACAACCCAGAGGAAUGUGACCUGAAAGCAAAGAAGGGAGCAGGAUCGGCCCCCGGGUCACCUACGCAGGCCAGGCCCGGCCGCAGUGCCAAACACAGCAACAACAAGACUAGAAUAGACGAUCUGCAGAUAUGAGGAGGUUUAUGUUUCUCUGGGGUGUCUUAAGUUGCUGCGAGGGGAUCGUAUGUUGUUUGAAAGCAUUCACUCAUGCUCAACUGACCCCCUUUUAAGAUGGCGGAUUGACUCAUUCCAACUGAGAAAGGAGUGACACUGUAGGGUGCACCGAGCUGUUCAGUAAUGUACAAAGACUGAUGCUGGUCACAUUUCUGAUGAACUUCUUCUGUUCCACUGAGAAGUGUCCCAUAGCUGGCUUUUGUUUGUAUCCCUCCACGGUUCACUUUUGUCCCUGAGAACCUAAAAUCAACAACAAAUAUAGUCGGCUCAGGUUUUAUGUGAAUUAAUCCAAAAAACGCACCUGUGUGUACAAAGCUGCCAAAACGUUGGGAACAGAAUCCAGGGUAGAGGUUUGUUCAUGUCUGGCCUGACCUCAUUUGAGGAAAUCAGAUAGGGUGAAUAGUAACAUUUAACUUCCUUUAACAGUUUUGAGGUCACCAGUGUAGUUCACUUGCUUAGGCUUGAAAUGAAAAGUCGUGCGAACACAUUGAACAUUGGAAAUACUCGAGCCCAAUUCCAGGACGCGCCUCAAAAGAAAUUGCACUGGUCUCAGGAGUUCCCACAUUUGGGCCGCCUCCUUUAUUGUGACAGCCAGCAAGCACAUAAUUACAAGCACAUUGUUUUGUUGAUCCUUGUUUAUAUCUCUGUUUGUGCCCUUUGUUUUUCCGUGAGGCACUUGGUGACAACCAUAUUUGUAAAACUGCUUGAAAUAAAUCUGUCUUAAAUUUGCAAAGUUAGCAGAGGAUUUAUAAUCUCAAGUCUUCCUCAGCAAAAAAAGGAGAAUCACUUCAGUGGAACACAUGUUGCAAGUGUUAUUUCAUACUCCUGGAAAAAAUACAAUCAACUCAGGAGUUGAAAGAAUAAUAUUGGUCAUAUGUAUAGUCUCUAUGAACGGUAGCUCAGAUAACUGUACUGUACAUAUAUUAACUCUGAGUCUUUUAUUUUUGAAUCUCUUAAAUGAGCAUCUACAGUACCAGGUGUAGUUUGAGUCAUCAGUAUCCACCCAGAAACAUUUGUUGAGCAGGAACAAACAUGUCAUGAGUAAAGCCUUUGCGGUCUGAAUAUCCCACACAUGCACAACAUGGUGUACUGGGAAAGA